This is a messenger RNA of Melospiza melodia melodia, 1832 nucleotides long. Its product is annotated as MAP/microtubule affinity-regulating kinase 4-like. Gene Ontology annotation, cellular component: cytoplasm. NCBI's taxonomy places the organism in Eukaryota, Metazoa, Chordata, Aves, Passeriformes, Passerellidae. Gene Ontology annotation, biological process: microtubule cytoskeleton organization; protein phosphorylation; intracellular signal transduction. Gene Ontology annotation, molecular function: protein serine/threonine kinase activity; protein binding; tau-protein kinase activity. The record is from RefSeq and is a predicted model, not a curated record.
AUGGCCGCCAUGGCCGCCCCGGCCCGGCCCCCCGGUAACGGCAACGGGAACGGGACCCCCCCCCCCCCCCGCCCCCGCAACCCCGGUAACGGGACCGCCCCUUCCGGUGCCCCCCGGUGCCGCCUUCCGGUGCCCCCCGGGCCGGGACCAUGUCCUCGCGCUCCGCCCUGGCGGCGGGCAACGAGCGGAACGCGGACACGCCGGGCCCGGGGGGCAGCGCCCGCCCCGACCAAGCCCCCUCCCCCGGGGCCGCUUGGUGCGGGCGGGGGUCCGGGGCCGCCCCUCCCCCGCCGCGGGGGGCCGGAACUCGCUGGGGGGGGGUCCGAGGAGCCCCCUCCCCACGUGGGCAACUACCGCCUGCUGCGCACCAUCGGCAAGGGCAACUUCGCCAAGGUCAAGCUGGCGCGGCACGUGCUCACCGGCAGAGAGGUCGCCAUCAAAAUCAUCGACAAGACCCAGCUGAACCCCACCAGCCUGCAGAAGCUUUUUCGGAAGUUCUGGAUCAUGAAGGGGCUGAACCACCCCAAUAUCGUGAAGCUCUUUGAGGUGAUCGAGACGGAGAAGACGCUGUACCUGGUCAUGGAGUACGCCAGCGCAGGUGAGGUGUUCGAUUACCUGGUGUCCCACGGGAGGAUGAAGGAGAAGGAGGCGCGGGCCAAGUUCAGACAGAUCGUCUCGGCCGUGCACUACUGCCACCAGAAGAACAUCGUGCACAGGGACCUCAAGGCCGAGAACCUGCUGCUGGACGCCGACGCCAACAUCAAGAUCGCCGAUUUCGGCUUCAGCAACGAGUUCUCGCGCGGCUCCAAGCUGGACACGUUCUGCGGCUCGCCGCCCUACGCCGCCCCCGAGCUCUUCCAGGGCAAGAAGUACGACGGGCCCGAGGUGGACAUCUGGAGCCUGGGGGUCAUCCUCUACACGCUGGUCAGCGGCUCGCUGCCCUUCGACGGGCACAACCUCAAGGAGCUGCGGGAGCGCGUGCUGCGGGGCAAGUACCGCGUGCCCUUCUACAUGUCCACGGACUGCGAGAACAUCCUGCGGCGCUUCCUGGUGCUCAACCCCGCCAAGCGCUGCACCCUCGAGCAAAUCAUGAAGGACAAGUGGAUCAACAUCGGCUACGAGGGCGACGAGCUGACGCCCUACACGGAGCCCCAGGAGGACUGGGACACCAAACGCAUCGAGGUGAUGGUGGGCAUGGGCUACACGCGGGAGGAGAUCAAGGAGGCGCUGAGCACCCACAAGUACAACGAGGUGACGGCCACGUACCUGCUGCUGGGCGGCGCGGAGAGCCCGAGGGUGGCCCUCGCUGUCCCUGUCCCUGCCCGAGGGUGGCCCCUCGCUGUCCCUGUCCCUGUCGCGGCCCGGGGCUCGGCCGAGGCUCCCAACGGUGCCACCAAGUCGGGGACGUCGUCGGGGACAUCGCACGGCGGCAAGGGACAGCGCGGGGGCGGCCACCACCGGCAGCGGCGGCACAGCGACUUCUGUGGCCCCGCCCCUCGGCCGCCCCUCCCCCCCGCCGCAGCCCCCCCUCGGCCGCCCCUCCCCCCUCCUCGGAGCUGGGCGUGGCCGGGGGCGUGGCCGGGGGCGUGGCCCCCGCCCCCCAGGAGGGGCUCCGGAGGGGGGGGGAGGGGCGGUGGGGGAGGGGCCGGGCCGCCCCUCCCCCCUCCCUGCAGCCCAUUGGUCAGCAGCGCCCACAACCCCAACAAGGCCGAGAUCCCCGAGAGGCACCUGGACGGACAGCCCCACGUGCCCCCCAGCGUGAUGGGCCGCAGGAACACCUACGUGUGCUCGGGCGGGGAGCGGCACCUGCUGCUGCCCAACGGCAAGGACAG